Molecule: messenger RNA, 2401 nt
Organism: Toxotes jaculatrix (banded archerfish)
Lineage: Eukaryota; Metazoa; Chordata; Actinopteri; Toxotidae
Product: cadherin-related family member 5
Exons: 15
Coding region: 148-2010 (620 amino acids)
Biological process (GO): homophilic cell-cell adhesion
Cellular component (GO): membrane
Molecular function (GO): calcium ion binding
Source: RefSeq, a predicted model, not a curated record
CACCUGUCCGUCCCUGUGGACAAACGCGUCUGUCUGAUGAGUGAAUGUAAAUGCUCACACAGGCUCAGUCAGUGGUGCUGAACUGUGUGUGAAUAUAAAUUAGGUGGAAAAACAGCGAGUUGUGUUCGGUGGACGAGGUGGACGAAGAUGCUGAGACCCUGCAGACUGCUGCUGUGGCAGGUGGCACUCAGGUUGUCUUAUCAUGUUGUUACAGCCAGUCUGUGUCUCGGGGGGUCGGACAUCUUUGUGUCGGUCAGAGAGAACAGUCCCACUGGUCAGUUCAUCUCUAACAUCAGUAUCAGUGGAGACACAGGAGCUAACGCCAUCAGACUGUGUCUGACGGGGGACAAGGCCGACUGGUUCUACUUAGAGGGACGGACCAUCAGACUCAACACGUCCAUCUCCAGAGUUCUGGACAGAGAGGUUCAGGGAUCGGUGCUGAUCGCAGAGCUGACCUGUUAUGAGGACGAUGUCACUCAGAGUCAGUCCAGGAUCCUGGUGGAGAUUUUGAAUGAAAACGACAACAGACCAAACUUCGUGCAGGACACAGUCGAGCCGUUCAGCAUCAGUGAGCUGACGGCCGUGGACUCUGUGGUUUUCACUGUGAAGGCAGUCGAUGCAGAUGGAGACAUGAUCAGUUACAUCAUUGAUCAAUCAUCACCCGACGCCCGCUUCUUCAGGAUUGAUCUACCAAACAGUGGAAACAUAGUUCUGAACAAAGCGCUGGACUAUGAGACCAGAACUCACCUGGAACUCACCGUCUGGGCCCAGGAAUCAAACACGAUGGAGAAGUUCAACACGUCUGCAGUUUUAACUGUGAACAUUGAGGAUGGAGAUGACCAGUAUCCUCACUUCCUGCCCUGCACACCUGUUUCUCCAGGUGUUCCUGUCUGCAUGAACCCAGCGUACACAGCCAACAUCACACAGAAACACCUCGAAGCUUUGAGGACUGAGGACGUGGUUCUGGAGUUUUCUCCUGGUCCAAUCAGAGCAGAGGACGGAGACAGAGGAAUCAAUGCUCCUCUGAUCUACAGCGUCCUGUCAGGUGAUGAUCAGGGAAGAUUUGUGAUCAACAACAGGACAGGUGAGCUCAGGUUAACCCGAGCUGUGAACAACCGACGACUGACACCAAACUUCACGCUCACCGUCAUGGUGCGUCAGGCUGAUGACAGGCUGAAACACAGCGUGGCGUCAGUUAUGGUCAGAGUUCUCUACGACAACAAGUUCCCUCCGGUUUUCAACAGAACCACCUUUAAAGGUUUCAUCAUCCAAAACUCUAGCCCCGCCUCCAUCGUCUCCACCUAUGGGAACCAGGUGUUACAGGUCCAGGUGUUAGACCUUGACUUCUCUGAUGGCCUGAAUCCAAACAUCCACUACUCCCUCCAUCCUCUGUCUGGACUGUACCAAGUCACGCAGAGGGGGGUUCUGAUUGCCAGGACAGACCAGCUGCGCGCCUUCGACAGACACAUACUCCAGGUCGUAGCCAGAGACGAAGAAUCAGGAGAAGAAGUUUCAGCCUCGGUGGACAUUGAAGUCCUGCAGAGAGGACAAACAGUCCCCAGCGGUGCGUUCACUGAGCAGCAGAUGUUUGGGGACGUGGACAGCAGACUGGCCGGAGGAAUAGCAGCGAUGAUUCUGCUGAUGUUUCUCUCAGCUCUUCUGUUUCUGCUGCUUCGAACAGUGAAGAGACAACGUUCACAGCGAGAACCUGAGGAGCACAGGGCGGUCGCUGUGGACAAGCAUCCAAACGUGGUGAAUUCCAGUCAACCUGUUUUCUCUCUGGACGACCCUUCGUACAACAACAGAGCUUUCAGUCAUCGCAGCGAGUCUUCUUCACAGUCAGAGAGUUUACAUGGCCGACAGGGCGUCUACACGAGGAAACUCUCUCUGCUUCAUCCUGCAUCUUCUCCAUCCGGCAUCAUCAUCACUGAUCCCGCACACAGAUCCAGACCUGGUCUUCAUCCUCCACCGUCGUCGCCUUCGAACACCGUGAGCGAGCAGCAGCUGUAGACGUCAGGCUGAAGGGAGACGAAACACCGUCCGCCUGUGAGUCUACAGGUGUUAACAGAGACAACGUCACUGUGGGGACUCCUCAGAGACACGACAGCGUGGAAACCAACCAGUCAGAGGACACAUUACUGGAAUAGGAAAAUGAUCAGCAGCCAAUCGCAGGACAGAAAAAGAAAAUUCAAUGAUGAACACCUGAGAGAUUCGAUGUGAAAUCAGACUCAUGCUCCACUGACGACUCUUCUUCUUCUUCUUCUUCUUCUUCUUCAUGUCUGUCUGAAACUACAGUUCAACUUCGUGGAGAAAAGUGUUGAUCAGAUUCACAAAAAAACUAAAUGGCUGAAGUGUGAGGUCACGUGUGUCUGAAUGAGAAUAAAAAAUGUUUGAAACAUGA